This is a messenger RNA of Venturia canescens, 3943 nucleotides long. Its product is annotated as cell growth regulator with RING finger domain protein 1-like. The transcript is spliced from 6 exons. The coding region runs from base 950 to 2098 and encodes 382 amino acids. Lineage: Eukaryota; Metazoa; Arthropoda; Insecta; Hymenoptera; Ichneumonidae. Gene Ontology annotation, biological process: negative regulation of cell growth. The record is from RefSeq and is a predicted model, not a curated record.
CUCCGCGUGUUGUAUUUCAACUAAAAAUAGAGCACGAGUGAGAGAGAGAAAGAGCAGAGUGAGUGAGACGGGUAACGGAAAGAAAAAAAACAGCGUGGCACUAUCGCCAAUUGUUGCCGGAGUGUAGUGGGAAAAAUACAGCUAAAAAACACCUGGAAUUGGUUAAAAUUGUGAUAAAGUACAAGUUUGCAGGGUUGUUGAACAACGCGGUAAAUCAACCCCGUUGCCUCCUUGGGUUUCUUAAAAAAACACACAUAAAAAUAAACAAUAAAACAGACUCGUUGAAAUUUAAUGGAAACAUUAUAAAAACCGAUCGUAAUUGCCACGUUAACUUGUUCCAUAACCAAAUGUUGUAUCUUAUAUUAUUUCUUCUGAAAAAUAAUAAUCGAAAUAAAAAUUCGUCACCGAUUCUCUUUCGAGUGGGAACACAAAGCACGUCUAUGCGAGUUCCGGUGUCAACGUACGUAUCUUGAUGUGUGUGCGCACGUACGGGAGAGAAAAAAGUGAAUAAAGACGUCGCAGUGUGGUGAAGAAAAAAAACUAAAGAAAAUAAUAAGUAUAUUUAUCUACGCGGAACGACACGUGCGGAGAGGGGAAGAAAAAAAUAUAUCCUCAAUAAUCGAGUUUAAACAAUGUCCGAUUCGAGAGCAACGUCACUGGCGAGACCAGAGAAACCUCAGACUCCGUGUAUAUAAACAAAAACGAAAAGACCGACAACCAAAUCCGUAAAUCACGCACUUUGGGCAGCUCUUUUCGUUAUCUUUUUUGUUUUCAUUCUUGUGUGCCCAUUCGAGGCUCCGGGUCAUUGAAAUAACGAGGAAAUAAUGAAUCGUGUGUUUUUGCACUUUUGAAUUGCAAGGAACAAAAAUAAGGAAGAGAAAAGUUGAACGAGACGGCAAAGGAUACGUCGCUAACUCGUACGAAUAUAAAAAUAUACACCGGCUCAAAGAUGACCGCUAUUCUUGUAUCCGUGGCAGAAUUGUCCAACAUUUUCUCCGUGCUCGCCGUUCUCAUAUGCUUUUGCGGUGUCGUGCUCUUCAUCAUGAGUUUUAUUCGAUGGUGCAGAAAUAUGAUGGUUCUCCGAGUCCAUGGCGACGAUUUGAUGUUCGGUGGCAGCGGUGGCGUCAUGGCCCACUCACCGCGGAUACCGCAGAUGAAGAUGAUGAAGGUCCACAUACCGUUCACUUUCAAGCUUCACGAGAGUUCCAAAAGUACAUACUCCGAAGUCGAGUGCGAAAUUUCGAGCCAAGUGGAGUACUCGCUGCAGGCCAUUUGGGGAGUCAGUAUAAGGGAACUCCAUCUCGCACUCUGGAAGCCAUGGAACGCUCUCAGAGACGCCUCGCUUAAUGGAACUCUGCUUCAGGGUCAUGCACAGUGUAUGACACCGCCUCAAACUAGGCAACCGCAUGGGGAAGAGACCUUGAGGCUUUGUUUGCCGGCCCCAGGACUCGAGCUCGGAACGCCACCGCGACUCUGUUAUCCUCUCGUUAUAUUUUUAACUCGCAGAGACAACAGAGAUCUUCAUCCCGACGAGACCGUCGCUCUGGUGAAUGUCGUCCACAUUAAGGACAGCGUGUGCACGUUGCCGACCUCGAUACUCGCGCAAUAUUUGAAACAGGCGAACGGCCAGCUCUCCUGCCUUAAGCAACUCUAUCUGGCGACUGGAAAUUCCACGAAUUAUGAAGAAAGCGACGUGUCUUCGGGGCUCGGACCAGCUCUCGCGCUGGCAGAACCCUGCAACAACAACGGCAGCGGGUCGAGAGGCGCGCUCGUUGCUUCUGGUACCGGUGAUUCGGAAGGAUCGCUGUGGAACACAGCCGGUGAACAAUUGUGCGUCGUUUGUCAAUAUUUCCCUCUCUCAAGAGCUUUGUUGCCGUGCAGGCACACGUGCAUAUGUGCUUCUUGCUUCGGGAAGCUUGACAGGUGUCCGAUGUGUCGCAGCCCGAUAAAGAGUUACUUUUGUAUUCGCGGUGAGGAGUACAUGCCACCGGAGAAAGAAAUAAAUCCUUGUAAGCAGCGACAAGCGACGCACGGUCCGUCCCACUGGCUCCACGAUUGGAACGAUCGACUAACCGAUUUCCUUGGAUUCGCGCGAUAAAAAAGCCGCGAAACGAGAGUGCGGGAACAAACUGAUUUUUAAUAAUUAUUAUAAUACACUUACGAUAUCAUUAUUAUUCUGUUUGUCUUUCUCAAAUCGAAUACGUCCAGUUGUUGAUUCUUGUAAUCACGCGACUAAUUUUUAGGCAAUCAUUUCUCGCGAGACGCAAUCGCAAACGCUGAAAGCUCGGAUGCGUGUUUUAAACAUUCAAACGAGUCAGCAUUGAUCGUUUAACUGAAAAAAAAAUGUAUUUAUACAACCUUGGGAUCAUGAUAUUUUCGAAUUUUCAGAUUAUUCUCGUUGAAGAAUUCGAGAAAAGUCUUCCCUUCCUCAGUAUCUAUCGGCUACACGCGCGAUCGUCCAACUAUUAUUAAGGUAUUCCUUUCGCGAACCCGAAUAUUCUACAAAUAACUCAUUUUAAAUGACAGUAAGUAAAAGUUCAUGCUAAUAGAUUGGCGAAAUUUCAGGUCAGGUUAUCGAACAUUUAAUCCAGAAUUAAAUCUUCAAAAAUCGUAAAAUUUAUAUGGGAGCUCAUGGAGAUUCCAUCGCCACAUUUCUAUUUAAUAAUUCAUGUACUAAAUCAUUCUAAAUUCCUCAUACAAACUGUCUCACAGAUAGAAAAAAAUCUAGGAAGUCCAUAGCGACGAUAAAAAUAAAGAGUUAUCAAAUCUUUAAAAGACAUAUUAACGAUAGAGGUUGGAAAAAUGGCAGAAAUAGAAGCUUUUCCCAUAUAACCGCGACUUCUCAGAAGUUAGGAAUCAGUCCAAAUUUCGAGUGCCCUAGUUUGCGCCACCAAAAAAUAGGUUUUUGCGAAAGGAAUACCUUAGCCGACCGCAAAAUCUAUAUUUUUACGAUUCGUCUUCGACUCGGAACGAAUGACAGAAAUGCUCAUAUUUCUUUGUUUUUAUCUUCAAAACUUCGUUCGUUGUCCAUUGACAGGCUCGUUUGAUCGCGAGUUCUCGACGUCCUUUUCCAAAUAAUUCUCCUUUUUCACUCACAAACGAUGGUAAAUAAAACACAAAAGAAUAUUAAUAAAUUCCAAUGAGACGAGGGUACGGCCUUACGAGGAAACGAAAAAAAAAAAAAAAAAAAAGAGAGAAGGAAUGAGAGGAACUGAGUAUUUUCAUCGAGUAUUCCCAUAAGUGUCCGUUAAAUUAUGUUUAAGCGAGUAAUUAUCUCUUACUUAGCGGACUUUUGAUGAUUUCGUGUCUGUUGAUAAAUCUCACUGAUCAUGCUUACAGAGAAGCGGAAGAAAAGAAGAUAUUAAUUGUACACAAUGACACGAUUAAGUGUGAAUGUAUAAAUAAGCACAACAACAAAAGAAAGAAAAACGUUAGAGAAAAAGAUGAUAAACAAAGACAAGGAAAUAUGCAAGUGCAGGGAUGAAGAAAUAACAAUAAUAACAUUAAUUUAUAAAGUCGAUCGUCUUUAGAUUUGUAAGUUGUAAAUACACAGACUGUGAUAAUCCUGAUAAUAUGCAUAUGUAGAUGCGUUUCUCACGCCUACGAUCGGGGUAAAGAAACAAAUGUAUGAGAAGCGGUGCUUGAAGGAAAAAGCUACGAGAGAAUGAUGAAAUGAGGAAACAUUCGCGAAACGGUGUUAUAAUUUCUGUGUGCUGGCAAUUCGUUACGAAAUCCGUUUUUGAAAUUCAAACGUAAGUUUAUAACCGACGAACUCAUAUUUAUUUGCAGUCCGAUGAUAAAAAUUUGUCAAAUAGAAAUAGUAACGCGAAUGAGGAAAAACGAUUGAAUAUUAUCGUCUAGCGAAACAGAUAAUAUAGUGUAUGUAUAUUAUAUGAAAUAUAAAUGUAUAUCGAGGAGAAUAUAAAGCUGCGAGAGACGGUGA